GCGAGGUCGGCACUCCCCGUCCCCGCGGCUGGCGCAGGACCUCGCUCGAGCGGAGCGCGCACGGGGAGCGGGUCGCGGGGCGGCGGCGGCGAGGAGGCGGCGAGAAGGAGUCGGAGGGGGCGAGGAGGCGAGGGCGGCGAGCCGAGCGGGGUCCCGGCCGCCCCGCGGGCCAAGGUCGACCCUCCGCGCGUGGGCGAGCGCGCCAGCCGGCCCCGGCGCGAGGGCCACCGCCACAAAGAGAACGCCGGCGGCUGCUCCCCAUGACUUCCUAGAGCGCGCGGUCCCCGCCGAGUCCGCUCCCUCCCGGGCCGCGCCCCGCGCCCCCGUGCGUCCCCGCGCGCCCCGACCCGCGCCCCGCCGGCAUGGACGUCCACACCCGCUGGAAAGCGCGCAGCCCGCCGCGCCCGGGCGCCCCGCUGCUGUCCCCACCGCUGCUGCUGCUGCUGCUGCUGCUGUGGGCGCCGCCUCUGAGCCGCGCAGCUCAGCCAGCAGAUCUCCUGAAGGUUCUAGAUUUUCACAACCUGCCUGACGGAAUAACAAAGACAACAGGUUUUUGUGCAACGCGGAGAUCUUCCAAAGGCCCAGAUGUCGCUUACAGAGUCACGAAAGAUGCUCAGCUCAGCGCACCUACCAAGCAGCUGUAUCCUGCGUCUUCAUUUCCCGAGGACUUCUCCAUUCUAACCACUGUGAAAGCCAAGAAAGGCAGCCAGGCCUUCCUGGUCUCCAUCUACAAUGAGCAGGGCAUCCAGCAGAUCGGCCUGGAAAUGGGUCGCUCUCCGGUUUUCCUCUAUGAGGACCACACAGGGAAACCAGGGCCAGAGGACUAUCCCCUCUUCAGGGGCAUCAACCUGUCGGAUGGCAAGUGGCACAGGAUCGCUCUCAGCAUCCACAAGAAGAACGUCACCUUGAUCCUGGAUUGUAAAAAGAAGACCACCAAGCCCCUCGACCGCAGCGACCACCCCGUAAUCGACGUCAACGGCAUCAUCGUGUUCGGAACCCGGAUCCUGGAUGAGGAAGUGUUUGAGGGUGACAUCCAGCAGCUGCUCUUUGUCUCGGACCAUAGGGCGGCUUACGAUCACUGUGAGCACUACAGCCCAGACUGUGACACCGCGGUCCCCGACACCCCCCAGUCACAGGAUCCCAACCCGGAUGAAUAUUACCCAGAAGGAGAAGGGGAAGGUGACGCGUACUACUACGAGUACCCCUACUACGAGGACACAGAGGACCCGGGCAAGGAGCCCGCCCCCACCAACAAGCCCGUGGAAGCUGCUAGAGAGACCACAGAGAUUGCCGAGGAGCAGACUGCAGUCCCCACGGCAGCCCCCUCAGUGCCCGACACCAGCGAGGGGGCCGGGAAGGAGGAUGACCCCGGCCUCGGGGUCUACGACUACAUGCCCAGCGAGGACUACUACACGCCCGCCCCGUAUGAGGACCUGAACUACGAGGGCUUCGAGAAUCCCGACCUGCCCCCCGAUCACGGCGCAGGGGCCGAGGUUCCCACCAGCACGACCAGCACGGCCAACGCCUCCAAUCCUGCUCCGCCUCCGGAAGAUGACUUGGAAGGCGAGUUUACGGAAGAAACCAUCAGGAACCUGGACGAGACCUACUACGACCCCUACUACGACCCCACGGUGUCCCCGUCGGAGAUAGGGCCGGGCAUGCCCGCCAACCAGGACACCAUCUACGAAGGGAUCGAAGGACCCCGAGGAGAGAAGGGCCAGAAGGGAGAGCCUGCCAUCAUCGAACCAGGCAUGCUUAUGGAGGGGCCACCGGGCCCCGAAGGCCCCGCAGGUCUCCCAGGACCUCCGGGAACGAUGGGACCCACUGGCCAAGUGGGUGACCCUGGAGAAAGGGGUCCCCCUGGACGCCCAGGCCUUCCAGGGGCUGAUGGGCUGCCCGGCCCUCCUGGAACCAUGCUCAUGUUGCCUUUCCGCUUUGGAGGGGGCGGUGACGCUGGCUCCAAGGGUCCCAUGGUGUCGGCUCAGGAGUCCCAGGCUCAGGCCAUCCUGCAGCAGGCCCGGCUGGCGUUGAGGGGGCCAGCUGGCCCGAUGGGUCUGACGGGGAGGCCCGGCCCCAUGGGCCCUCCGGGGAGCGGAGGUCUGAAGGGCGAACCAGGAGACAUGGGGCCUCAGGGUCCCCGAGGAGUGCAGGGCCCUCCUGGCCCGGCCGGAAAGCCUGGAAGAAGGGGCCGAGCUGGCAGUGACGGAGCAAGAGGGAUGCCGGGGCAGACGGGCCCGAAGGGCGACCGCGGCUUCGACGGCCUGGCUGGACUGCCAGGGGAGAAGGGCCACCGGGGUGACCCUGGUCCUUCUGGCCCGCCAGGACCUCCGGGAGAUGAUGGAGAUCGGGGUGAUGAUGGAGAAGUCGGGCCCAGAGGGCUGCCCGGGGAACCCGGGCCGCGUGGUCUGUUGGGGCCAAAGGGGCCCCCGGGCCCUCCUGGACCUCCGGGUGUGACGGGUAUGGAUGGCCAACCAGGUCCGAAAGGAAAUGUGGGCCCCCAGGGGGAGCCCGGCCCCCCGGGACAGCAGGGCAAUCCAGGUGCCCAGGGUCUCCCAGGCCCCCAGGGUGCAAUCGGUCCUCCAGGGGAAAAGGGUCCCCUGGGGAAACCAGGCCUGCCAGGAAUGCCCGGUGCUGACGGACCCCCGGGGCACCCUGGCAAGGAAGGCCCUCCAGGAGAGAAAGGAGGCCAGGGUCCACCCGGCCCCCAGGGCCCCAUCGGCUAUCCGGGUCCCCGAGGAGUCAAGGGAGCUGAUGGCAUCCGCGGUCUGAAAGGCACCAAGGGCGAGAAGGGUGAAGACGGCUUUCCUGGGUUUAAAGGCGACAUGGGAAUCAAGGGUGAUCGGGGGGAGAUCGGACCCCCUGGUCCCAGAGGAGAAGAUGGCCCCGAAGGCCCGAAGGGUCGUGGAGGUCCAAACGGCGACCCGGGUCCUCUGGGACCCCCUGGGGAGAAGGGAAAACUCGGAGUGCCAGGGUUACCAGGUUACCCGGGAAGACAAGGGCCCAAGGGUUCUAUCGGAUUUCCUGGCUUUCCUGGUGCCAACGGAGAGAAGGGCGGCAGGGGCACACCUGGGAAGCCAGGACCACGGGGGCAGCGAGGCCCGACGGGUCCGAGGGGCGAACGGGGCCCCCGGGGCAUCACUGGGAAGCCUGGCCCCAAGGGCAACUCUGGAGGCGAUGGCCCCGCUGGCCCUCCGGGUGAACGGGGACCCAACGGACCCCAAGGACCCACCGGUUUCCCUGGACCCAAGGGCCCUCCUGGCCCUCCAGGCAAGGACGGGCUCCCGGGACACCCUGGACAGAGAGGAGAGACCGGUUUCCAAGGCAAGACCGGCCCGCCAGGGCCCCCGGGCGUCGUGGGCCCUCAGGGUCCCACGGGAGAAACGGGCCCAAUGGGCGAGCGUGGCCACCCCGGGCCCCCAGGCCCCCCCGGUGAGCAGGGGCUCCCCGGCCUUGCCGGGAAAGAAGGGACGAAGGGUGACCCAGGUCCCGCCGGCCUCCCUGGGAAAGACGGCCCUCCCGGACUGCGUGGUUUCCCUGGGGAUCGGGGGCUUCCCGGUCCAGUGGGCGCACUCGGACUGAAAGGCAGCGAAGGCCCCCCUGGCCCGCCAGGCCCCGCGGGAUCCCCCGGAGAGAGAGGCCCGGCCGGUGCUGCUGGGCCCAUCGGAAUCCCAGGGAGACCCGGGCCCCAAGGACCUCCAGGGCCGGCUGGGGAGAAAGGAGCUCCUGGUGAGAAGGGUCCCCAAGGCCCAGCUGGCCGAGAUGGCCUCCAGGGUCCCGUGGGGCUCCCCGGUCCAGCUGGCCCAGUGGGCCCCCCCGGAGAAGACGGAGACAAGGGAGAGAUCGGGGAGCCUGGACAGAAGGGGAGCAAGGGGGACAAGGGCGAGCAGGGUCCGCCUGGGCCCACCGGUCCUCAGGGCCCCAUCGGACAGCCAGGCCCCUCCGGAGCCGACGGCGAGCCAGGCCCUCGCGGCCAGCAGGGCCUUUUUGGGCAGAAGGGUGACGAAGGUCCAAGAGGAUUUCCUGGGCCCCCCGGGCCAGUGGGGCUGCAGGGUCUGCCGGGACCUCCCGGAGAGAAGGGCGAGACUGGGGACGUGGGUCAGAUGGGACCCCCGGGCCCCCCCGGCCCCCGAGGACCCUCUGGAGCUCCAGGCGCUGACGGGCCACAAGGGCCUCCGGGUGGCAUAGGCAAUCCCGGUGCGGUGGGAGAGAAGGGUGAGCCUGGCGAAGCCGGAGAGCCUGGCCUGCCUGGAGAGGGGGGUCCUCCGGGACCCAAAGGAGAAAGGGGCGAGAAGGGCGAGUCGGGCCCUUCUGGUGCAGCUGGACCCCCUGGACCCAAAGGCCCUCCUGGGGACGACGGUCCCAAAGGCAGCCCCGGCCCUGUCGGCUUUCCUGGAGAUCCUGGUCCCCCCGGAGAGCCUGGCCCCGCGGGUCAAGAUGGGCCCCCUGGUGACAAAGGGGACGACGGUGAGGCUGGGCAAACGGGAUCCCCGGGCCCUACUGGUGAACCGGGACCGUCUGGGCCUCCAGGAAAAAGGGGCCCCCCCGGCCCCGCAGGCCCCGAAGGCAGACAGGGAGAGAAGGGAGCCAAGGGGGAAGCCGGCUUAGAAGGCCCUCCUGGGAAGACUGGCCCCAUCGGCCCCCAGGGGGCCCCUGGGAAGCCCGGCCCCGAUGGCCUGCGAGGGAUCCCUGGCCCUGUGGGUGAGCAAGGUCUCCCAGGCGCCCCAGGCCCCGACGGCCCCCCAGGCCCCAUGGGUCCCCCAGGACUCCCCGGCCUCAAAGGAGAUUCUGGCCCUAAGGGGGAAAAGGGUCAUCCAGGCUUGAUCGGACUCAUCGGACCUCCAGGCGAACAGGGUGAAAAGGGCGACCGUGGUCUCCCCGGCCCCCAGGGCUCCUCCGGCCCUAAGGGCGAACAGGGCAUCACUGGUCCUUCCGGCCCGAUCGGCCCUCCGGGCCCUCCCGGCUUGCCGGGUCCUCCUGGGCCAAAAGGUGCUAAGGGCUCCUCGGGUCCCACUGGCCCGAAGGGUGAGGCAGGCCACCCGGGACCCCCCGGCCCGCCGGGUCCCCCCGGCGAGGUCAUCCAGCCCCUGCCGAUCCAGGCAUCCAGGACCCGGCGGAACAUCGACGCCAGCCAGCUGCUGGACGACGGGGCCGGCGAGAGCUACGCGGACUACGCGGAUGGCAUGGAGGAGAUCUUCGGCUCCCUCAACUCCUUGAAGCUAGAGAUCGAGCAGAUGAAGCGGCCCCUGGGCACGCAGCAGAACCCCGCACGCACCUGCAAGGACCUGCAGCUCUGCCAUCCCGACUUCCCGGACGGUGAAUACUGGGUAGAUCCUAACCAAGGCUGCUCCAGAGACUCCUUCAAAGUUUACUGCAAUUUCACGGCCGGAGGGGCGACGUGCGUCUUCCCCGACAAGAAGUCCGAGGGGGCCAGGAUCACUUCUUGGCCCAAAGAAAACCCGGGUUCCUGGUUCAGUGAAUUCAAGCGCGGUAAACUGCUCUCCUACGUGGACGCCGAGGGCAACCCCGUGGGUGUGGUCCAGAUGACCUUCCUGCGCCUCCUGAGUGCCUCCGCCAACCAGAACAUCACCUACAACUGCUACCAGUCGGUCGCCUGGCAGGACGCGGCCACGGGCAGCUACGACAAGGCCAUGCGCUUCCUGGGCUCCAACGACGAGGAGAUGUCCUACGACAACAGCCCCUACAUCCGCGCCCUGGUGGAUGGCUGUGCUACGAAGAAAGGGUAUCAGAAGACCGUGCUGGAGAUCGACACCCCCAAGGUGGAGCAGGUGCCCAUCGUGGACAUCAUGUUCAAUGACUUCGGUGAAGCGUCACAGAAAUUCGGAUUUGAAGUGGGGCCAGCUUGCUUCCUGGGCUAGGAGCCGCGAGCCCGACCCCCGAGAGCAACCUCGUGACCUCAGCGCGCCGUCUGCGGGCGUCCUGGACAGUGAAGGUCCCUCGUCCCUCCCCCGACCUCGUCUGCGCCCGGCUCCACGCCGAGCCGGACCCCAGACCCACAGAGCAAAGGAAGAGAGCUGAGUCCCCACCCCGGAGCCGAAUCACAUGACCUAGACGGCCCACCGCCACCGGCACCCCGCUGUCUCAGCGCCCUUCCGUCGCCACCACGCCACGGGGACGGGAAGGGGGCCACACUUCUUGCCACGGAGCGGGGUUGGGGGCUGCACUAUUCGGAGAUCCCUUUUUUUGUUGUUGUUUUUUUUAAAUUCAACUUGAAGAUGUGUAUUUCCCCUUCAAAACGUGUUCUGAGGUGAGCCUUGUAAGGGUCAUCCCCACCUUGCCAGAGUGUCUGUUCUCAACUACACGAUCCAUUCGCGGGCGAAAUGUCGUUCCGCAUGUGCCUUUCCGAUGGAUUCAAGGUGCUUCCGUUUUUGUGAGUUUUAAGUAAAUAUUUGUAUUGUAUUGUCAUAAA
Messenger RNA from Acinonyx jubatus (cheetah), 6427 nucleotides. RefSeq names its product collagen type V alpha 1 chain (gene COL5A1). Gene Ontology annotation, molecular function: extracellular matrix structural constituent. The record is from RefSeq and is a predicted model, not a curated record. Lineage: Eukaryota; Metazoa; Chordata; Mammalia; Carnivora; Felidae. The transcript has 66 exons. The coding region runs from base 363 to 5876 and encodes 1837 amino acids.